CGUGACUAUCGAACAACGCACUGGACCGGACCUGCCAGCGCGAACGAACCAGCAGAAGAAACGACACAAAUCUCCAAGGUCCGUCAAGAGAGAGGAUCCCAAUCAAUCUCGGGUCAGAUUGGUAGCAAUUUCAAGAACCCGGCCGACGCCUGUGUAAACACAUAAUACGAGCUUCUGCCAAUUUCUCUGCCCCUCUUUGCAUCCUUUUUUCCCCCUCCCCUUCGACGACGACCACCCGUCUUUGACUGCAUACUCGAAACCCUUUUUUUCGCCUCUGAGGAAUUACAAAGAUAGUAUCCGCAGCGAGGAAUAGGCGGGAAUUACGCACUCAGAAUUCGCCUCAAUUCCACGAGAUUGCCCUUUCUGGAAGCUCAUCUGGACCAACAUCCCUGUUGGUGAUCCAAGAUCCGGUUAGAGACACACUGCGUGCGCUCUUGCUCUCCCGUCCCCUGGCCAACCUUGGAUCCCGUCCCUGUUCCCAGCUUUGGGCCUGACAUGACCCUGGAACCUGGUCCCCCUUCCGGCCGCCAAAGUGACCCGACAACUCCAAGGCCCCAUCUCCCAACUGGAUUCCGGUCCUUAUCCCAAACACUUCACGCCUCCCCUUGGGACACCGGUGAAUAGUCUUGACCCUUUCCCCGACGUCUUCUGGUGCAACUGGAACACGCGCCUCAAGCAGAGAUACACCAUGGCUUCCGUCACCUCGCUGGACAAGGACCUGCGCAAGCUGCGCGCCGAAAAGUACACGCCCCAGGCCGCCGGCGAGGCAAAGUCCUGGAUCGAGUCCGUCAUCGGCGAGAAGCUGCCCCAGCCCGAUUUGCUCGAUGCCCUCAAGGAUGGCGUCGCUCUGUGCAAGCUCGUCAACAAGGUGCUGCCACCACCCGGCGUCAAGUUCAAGCAGUCGGCCAUGCCCUUCGUCCAGAUGGAAAACAUCUCCAUCUUCCUGCGAUCGUGCAAGGCCCCGCCGCUGAACCUGCUCGAGCACGACGUUUUCCUGACGGUCGAUCUCUACGAGCGCAAAGACCCCGCACAGGUACUUCAGUGUAUCGGUGCUUUUAGCCGGGCUGCCAACGCCGCCAACCCCGAGGCAAUCCCGACUGUGAUCGGUCCCAAAGUCAAUGCUCACAACACCGCCAAGGUGAUCAGUCCCCAGCCCACUGGUGGCGGCCCCUUGAAGAGCCCCGGUCUUCCUGCGCGCAACACCUCGACCGCCAGCAAUGCCACCGUUUCAUCCUUCAGCUCGUCCUUUGGGUCGUCUCUCCAACCCACGGCAUCGCCCUUGGUUGCGCAGAAGACGGGAGGUUCGGUCACGAGCAGCAGAUGGGGUGCCAAGUCUCCAACCCUCAGUGCCACCACUCCCUCGGUCUCGGGGAGCGUCAGCAGCUGGAGCAACAAGAACCACGAGGGCACCACGUCCCCGGCCUGGAACAUUGCCCAGUAUGGGUACAUGGGCGGUGCGAGUCAAGGCACCAUGGGCGUUUCUUUCGGCGGUCGUCGGCAGAUCACUACUGCUGCCCCGCACGUGCCUAGCGCACAAGAAAAGGAGCGAAAGCGCAAGGAGGCCGAGGCCGAGGCGGAACGCAAGCGCGUGGAGGAGGAACAGCGGAAGAAGGCUGAGAUGGAGGCUGCGGAGGAGCGCGCUCGUCAGCAAGAGGAACGCAGGUGGGAGGAGGAGACCCGGAAGGCCCACGAAGAGGAGCGCAAGCGGCUCGAGGAGGAAAAGCGGCGUUGGCAGGAGGAGGAACGUCAGUGGAAGCUUGACCAGGAGAGGCGACGCAAGGAGGAAGAGGAGGCCGAGCGGCGACUGCAAGCCGAGCUGAAACAGGAGGAGGAGAGGAAGCGCGCCGCCGAGAAGCAAGUACAGCACCAGGCCCAGACCCAUACCCGCGAGAGGAGCGAUCCCCGGCUGCGCGGUCAGCUACUCAGCCAUUACCAGGCCGAAGAGUCCCGAGACAAGGAGCGGAUAAGAGAGCUCGAGCGGGAACUUGAGAAGGCCCGGAGGCGGGAGGCCGAGUACGAGCGCGAGCGCCAGGAACGCUCCCGUCGCCUCGGCGUCAGCAGCGGCGACGACUCGGACGAGAAGCAGCGCUCGCACAGCCGCCCUGCUCGGCCCAUCAGCAGGCAGGAUUCGUGGAAGCCGCGCGACGAGCGGCGGUUCUCUAGCAGACCUCCGUCGCCUCUGGUGCAAGACAUCCUAGACGGCUACCUCGACAGCCCCAUCCGCUCCCCACGCGCAAGCCUCUCUCCGCGCCCGCUACCCGACCCCACCUCACCGUCCAGGCCGCUCCCGAUCCCAGCGAACCCCAUGCUCUCGCCGCCUCAGAAGCUUACUGCUCAGCGAACGGGCGGCAAGGAGAACAACGGUCUAGGCCCCGCCCUCCCCAUCCGUCCCAACCAUACCGGCAGCAACCGCCCCCCGGCAACCCGCGGGCAACAAGCCGUCACCCCGACUCAACCCCAACCCCACGUCGGCAACAACAACAACAAAUCCCCCUUUAGCAAGCCUCGCUCUCCUUACUCGCCCACCCAAAAGACCGGCGGAGCAGGAGGUUUUGCUGCUCUCUCCCUCCUCGAGCGGGAGAUGGAGCUCGAGCGCCAGCGUCAGCGCGAGUGGGAGGAGGCGCAGCAGGAGACGGCCAAGGCGGUCCGUUCGGAUGACGGAGUCAACGGAAUCGGCGGAGGUAUCGGUGGACGGUGGGAUGUCGGCCAGUGGGCUGGGUUUACCGGUGGUGAUUCGCAGAAUCGGGGGAGCCAGGGGAUUGGGGCGGGAAAGAGGCCGAUUGUAGGGCCGAGGCCUUUGCCUAACUUGCCGCACUAGAUUUGGGUUAUGAGGGCGGAGGACAAUGGCGGCGCAUGGAAGAAGACAAAGAGGGUUGAUUAGAGAUAAAAAAAAAAGGGGGAGGAAUACGAAGAGGGAGAGAGAGGGAGUGGAAGAAAGAGUAUACCCAAAUAGUUUUUCCUCGUUUGUAACUGCUUUAUGGUUUGGCAGCAGGUUGGCAGGUUGGCUGGUCGGCAGGUUGGGGCAGUCUGUGAAAGUAUUGCAUUUGUCAUUUGCAAUAAUUUGCGGCGAUCAGAAAAGUAAAAGGAAAUGGUUGUCUUGUCUUUCUUUCUUUUUUUUUUUUUUUUUUUUUUCCCUCUUUGUUUUUUCUCUUUUUUAUUAUUACUGUUUUUUUUAUUUAUAUCUCCAGGGAAACAAAAGGGAACAACGAUGGUUUUGAGGGUUUCGAUCGUCGUUCAUUAGCAGCUGCUGGCUCGGUUCCAUCCGCAUCCGCAGUUGAGGUAAUAAGGUUAGGUCAGGUUAGGUUAGGUUAGGUUUUAGACCAAGGCGAUAGGAAAUGUUCUACCAAAAUAUGUGUGC
This is a messenger RNA of Neurospora crassa OR74A, 3358 nucleotides long. RefSeq lists its product as hypothetical. The record is from RefSeq and is a predicted model, not a curated record. The transcript is spliced from 2 exons. Gene Ontology annotation, molecular function: protein binding. The coding region runs from base 689 to 2818 and encodes 709 amino acids. Lineage: Eukaryota; Fungi; Ascomycota; Sordariomycetes; Sordariales; Sordariaceae.